UGACACUGGCAGUUCAAAAAAACAGGUUUGAUUUGAUGGGAACUCAAGUUAGCAAAAUUAUCCGGCCCACCACCACCACGAAAAUGGCGAACUCAGCGGAAAUUCAACAAUACAUCAAAGACACUAUUUCUAAGGAAAAAGUUGUUGUGUUUUCAAAGUCAUAUUGCCCGUACUGCACUAUGGCUAAAGAAGUCUUCAAUAAAGUAAAGCAGCCCUUCCAAGUGAUAGAGCUGGACCAGCGAGAUGACGGUGCUGAUAUUCAGGGCAACCUUGCUUCAAUCACAGGAAUCCGAACGGUGCCGCAAGUGUUCAUCAAUGGCAACUGUGUCGGCGGUGGCUCUGACGUCAAGUCCCUGCAUGAGUCCGGGAAGCUAGAAUCCAUGCUCAUUGGUUAAUUAACUAUUAUAAACAGAAGAAAUUGUUACCUCAACAUCAUUAAACCAGAGUUCAAAACAAUACCAUAGGUAUAUUUAAAAAAUACUGAUUAAAAAAGUACUUUUGCCAAAAAAACUGCUUAUUAUGUCUUUCUUUACAAUUUUAUUUUUGCAUAAAUCUUAGGAAGCUCAGUUUUUAGAUAAAACCAAUUUAUAGUCACUAUUGUCAAUGUGAUUCAUAAUUUAAUAAAUUAUUUGUAUAAUCUGCAUUAGCUUCUAAGUACAAGACAUCUGUUGUGAAACGAGUUUUUAAUAUCAACUUAAAUAUCGUCAGGUGACAACCAAAACUCACUAAUUGCACAAAAAAAAUGAACCUUAUUUUGUUACUAGCACGGUUCACUAUGGCUCUUAACUUGUGACAGUAAUUAGCUUGUGAGUUUUGGUUGUCACCUGACGAUAUUGUACUUGCCUACUUAUGCAAUUGUUUGAGUUGCCUUUAAUUUUUUUUAGUUGUUUUGUAUAAAAUUUUAUAUGCAUAAUUUAAAUAAACAAGCUACAAGUUA
Messenger RNA from Cydia strobilella, 937 nucleotides. RefSeq lists its product as uncharacterized. Lineage: Eukaryota; Metazoa; Arthropoda; Insecta; Lepidoptera; Tortricidae. The record is from RefSeq and is a predicted model, not a curated record. The transcript is spliced from 3 exons. Gene Ontology annotation, cellular component: cytoplasm. Gene Ontology annotation, biological process: cellular response to oxidative stress. The coding region runs from base 36 to 395 and encodes 119 amino acids. Gene Ontology annotation, molecular function: glutathione disulfide oxidoreductase activity.